Stegodyphus dumicola is the source of this 859-nucleotide messenger RNA. RefSeq lists its product as uncharacterized. Gene Ontology annotation, cellular component: extracellular region. Gene Ontology annotation, molecular function: chitin binding. Lineage: Eukaryota; Metazoa; Arthropoda; Arachnida; Araneae; Eresidae. The record is from RefSeq and is a predicted model, not a curated record.
UGUUAUCAUGCAAUUAACUUCCAGAUGAAAGAAGAUCUAACCAAAAAUGGAAAGAAAUGGCGACCCUCCCGCCAGUCUUCGAGAAGAGGAUGAUAGGAAUUCAGUAGCGACGCUUCCGACGUGCAGUGUAAAAACACAAUAUUUGCGGUCGGAUACAAACAAGACAGUUUCUGGAAAUAAUAUUACGCGCUUUCUAGAACGUACUUAUUGAGCUGUAUACUGUUCUGUGUGGUGUAUUUUAGCUUGGAUAUAAGAACAUGCUCGCGGUGCUGCUUUUGUGCGAAAUGUUGGUGGUGGUCGCAUCGAAAUCCACCCAAAGCUUGGAAGAGGAUUGCUUUUGCCCGAAGAUACAAAAGAAACUGACAGAGAUAGAAGAGAAGUUAUUAGUUGUAUUAGGGAAAGCAGAAGAAUGGAUGCCGUAUAUUCCUGUCGUUCACGAAUUACGUCAAACUGUGGAGCUUCAAGAGAAUGCCAUUAGAGAACUAAAAGAAAAAAUUCAGUCGCCUGCACUUCCUGUGCCAGAAGCCUUAAUCAUGAAACCGGAGGUUAAUGAACAGGAGAUAAAUCUUUUAAAGAAAGUGGAAAUGAUGGAGAAUUUGACAAUGGAAGUUCAAGAAGAACUGGAGAGUGAAAGGCGAGUUAGGCGACAUCUUGAGGAAGAUCUCAACGAAACUCGUUAUUCAAUCAAAACUCUUGGAGAUCGACUUCAGAACGUGACCCUUCCAGUCGAAGCACAGACAGAUUACGUAGAAUUAGUUGUACUUUCUACCCUCGAUACCAUGAACAUGACUUCUUUAGGAGAUAAUUUGCAGAAAUUAUACUACAAGGUGGACGGAGUAGCAUACAAAAACGAAACGAG